Lycium barbarum (goji berry) is the source of this 3875-nucleotide messenger RNA. RefSeq names its product low affinity inorganic phosphate transporter 3. Gene Ontology annotation, cellular component: membrane. NCBI's taxonomy places the organism in Eukaryota, Viridiplantae, Streptophyta, Magnoliopsida, Solanales, Solanaceae. Gene Ontology annotation, biological process: transmembrane transport; phosphate ion transport. The transcript has a single exon. Bases 1954 to 3573 code for a protein of 539 amino acids. Gene Ontology annotation, molecular function: phosphate transmembrane transporter activity. The record is from RefSeq and is a predicted model, not a curated record.
GUUAACUACCUUGAAAACCAGGUAUUCUUUACUAUUCUAUAAUUUAUGACACUGGUGAAGUGAUUGAUUGAGAAUAUAUGCAGACUACAUUUUUUUUCCUACUACUAUGUCAAUUUCAUGUGGACGCGUAUUAUUAAAACAAAAAUGUCAAUUGUAGGGACAUAAGUCUUACGCUCACAUUUGUUUUACUUGUUUGUUGUCGAUCAUAGGGAAAUACUACUUACGGGCUAUCAUUUAUCGUGUAAAAAUAACUAAUAUAAUUUGAACACGACGUGAUUUACUGAGAAGGGUCAAUUUUAUUAACUACUAAGAAAACCUUGGAAAAGACAUGGCAAAACUUUAAUGUUAGCCUGUCAAUUCUAAAAUGUUAGAAAGAGAAUUAGAUUACCCUCAAUUAAAAAAUGUUAGAAAGAGAAUAGAUUAAUAUUGUAAAAUGAAUUUAUUCCAUUUUUGAAGUUAGAGUGAAGACAGAAUCAACCUGUAGCUCUAAGCAUCGAGGACUUUAUUUUUUUAUUAGAAAUUCUUGUCCAUAUCUUGUUUGUAAAUAAACUAAUGGUGGUAUACAUUUCUUGUUUUGUUUUCACCUUUUUUUUUUUUUUUUCUAUAUUCGAAUAAUGUGUUAUAAUCCUUCUUUUGUUGCCUCUUUUCCGUGGAAAAUUGGAGAUUCACGGGGAGAAGAAUGAUUUCUAUUUGAUGAUGAUUAUAAUAUUUGUUUUCUUUUUAUCAUCAUUAUUAGGAAGCUCAAGUUUUGUAUGGUUAAUUAACGAAAUUUAUAGCAGUUCAGAAUUCCAUUUUUAUCGGAAAAAUUGAUCAGUUCUAUCAAGGAUGGAAUGGAGCAGGGGCUCUGUUCAAGUGAUGUCUAGAUUGCAUUCUCCUAAGGUUCUGCAUUUGUUAGGUGUUUUGCACACGUAUUCUUAUGAUAUAAGGUUAGGAGUUAGAAACAACCACGUUUAAGAUAAUUGCAUCGGUAGCAACGAGGAACUUUUAUCUGAAUUUAACAUUGUUAUCUAUGAAAAUAAUGAAAAGAUACUAACAAAAACACCAUAAUGUGCCUAGAAACCAAAAAGAGCAGAAACAGAGAAGACAAUUAUCUUCUUCAAUUUUCAUUUCCACAAGGAGUUUGUUCAGCUCAUGGAUAGUCAAUAUUAUUAAUUUGUUAAUUUUGAAUUUCUUGUUUUUGAUUUUGGAGAAUGUGAUUUUCUGUUAGCAGUAUAUGGAUUUCUUGUAUAAACUAUUGUCAUGAAGAAAAAAAAAAGAAGAAGGGAAAACGCUCGUUCCUCAAUCUUCUAAGUUAUAUUUAGUUUAGAACCUUAGUAUCUAAAUUGAAGAGUACUUGUAUGCAAGAUAAAGUAAUCAUUUUGUUUAGCUCCAACACACUCAAAAUAAAGUACCUACGCAUAAGCCACAGAACCAUUAUUAUUCACCUGGAAAUAACUUUAUUUACUAUAACAGUGAAAUUUAUACCUUAAACAUCAUGUCUCAUGCUGUGUUUACCACGUUCGUCGUUAUUAUUGUUGACAAAAUAUCAAGUAGAUCAAGAAUACUUGGUGCUCAAAAAAAUGAAAAUUUUGGCAUGCACUAGGAGUUUGUGACAUUACAAAAAAUGGAAGUUUGUGAAUAUUGAGUUUGUGACUAUAGGAACAGGCUGUUGAUCAAGAUGUUUAUAAGUUUUAACAAGAAAAAAAACUUAGAAAACAUAGCUGCAUUUUGGAAGUAUCGAAAAUCUAUCCUUCUUGUUCUUAUAUGCAAAAUCGGCCGAAUAUACCCCUUUAUGCAUAAUAUCGCACCAUAAGAUUUUCAUACUAUAAUUUGAUACAAUUAAGGAUUUCCCAAAUUCAAAUUUCUGUAAUAUUGUCCUUGUCUUGUUCUGUCCAUCAUUCUUAUUAAUAACCCUCUCCCUUCAUUGUGUCUUAGCAGUUUUUUUCCAGCAAAUAUUAGUACCUAUAGCUAGCUAUGGCUAAAGAUCAAUUGGAAGUGCUAAAUGCACUUGAUGUGGCCAAAACACAGUUGUACCAUUUCACAACAAUUGUUAUUGCUGGAAUGGGAUUUUUCACUGAUGCAUAUGACCUUUUCUGCAUUUCACUUGUCACCAAAUUACUCGGUCGAAUUUACUAUCAUCAUGAAGGUGCACCAAAACCCGGAAUUCUCCCCCCUGGUGUCUCAACUGCAGUGAAUGGCGUCGCGUUUUGUGGGACCCUCUCAGGGCAACUGUUUUUCGGGUGGCUAGGUGAUAAAUUGGGCAGGAAAAAAGUUUAUGGAAUGACCCUUAUGCUUAUGGUUAUUUGCUCGAUUGCCUCGGGACUUUCUUUUGGUAAGACACCUAAUGGUGUUAUUGCCACACUUUGCUUUUUCCGGUUUUGGCUUGGUUUUGGUAUUGGUGGCGAUUACCCUUUAUCUGCAACGAUUAUGUCUGAAUACGCAAAUAAAAAGACACGUGGGGCUUUUAUUGCUGCGGUUUUCGCUAUGCAAGGUUUUGGGAUUUUGACAGGUGGAAUUGUUGCACUUGUUGUUGCUGGUGCAUUUAAAAAUGCUUACCCUUCACCAAUUUAUUCAGUGAAUGCUAAAGAUUCAACACCCCCUGAAGCUGAUUUAGUCUGGAGAAUUAUUCUCAUGUUUGGCGCUAUCCCAGCUUUGCUUACUUAUUAUUGGCGUAUGAAGAUGCCUGAAACAGCCCGUUACACAGCCUUAGUUGCCAAAAAUGCUUCUAAGGCUGCAGCCGAUAUGUCCAAAGUGUUGAAUGUUGAAAUUGAAGCAGAAAAAGAUAAAAUUGAGAAGAUUGUUGAAGAAAAGGGGAACAAUUUUGGUUUGUUUACUAAGCAAUUUCUUCGUCGCCACGGGCUUCACUUGCUAGGAACAACUAGUACAUGGUUUUUAUUGGACAUUGCUUUCUAUAGUCAAAAUCUUUUUCAAAAGGAUAUUUUUAGUAAAAUUGGAUGGAUCCCUCAUCCAGAAACGAUGAACGCGUUGGAUGAGGUUUUCAAGAUUGCAAGGGCACAAACUCUUAUUGCUCUUUGUAGUACUGUUCCUGGUUAUUGGUUUACAGUUGCAUUUAUCGAUAAAAUAGGUCGAUUUGCAAUUCAAUUGAUGGGAUUUUUCUUCAUGACGGUGUUCAUGUUUGCCUUAGCCAUCCCAUAUAAUCACUGGACUAAAAAGGAAAACAGAAUUGGUUUUGUGAUCAUGUACUCACUUACCUUUUUCUUCGCGAAUUUUGGUCCAAAUGCAACUACAUUUGUUGUACCCGCAGAGAUUUUUCCAGCUAGGCUAAGAUCAACGUGCCACGGGAUAUCAGCUGCAGCUGGAAAAGCUGGAGCAAUUGUUGGGGCAUUUGGAUUUUUGUAUGCUGCUCAAUCCACUAAUCCAUUAAAGGUUGAUGUAGGUUAUCCAACUGGUAUAGGUGUGAAAAAUACACUUCUUGUUCUUGGUUGUGUUAAUUUACUUGGAAUGUUAUUUACAUUAUUGGUGCCAGAAUCCAAGGGAAAAUCAUUGGAGGAAAUGUCAAAGGAAAAUGAGGGAGAAGAACAAAAUUAUGGAACAGAAACUAAGGGAGAAAAUGCACAAACAGUUCCAGUUUAAUUGAUGUUGUAACAUUUUUUUCCCUUUGAACAAAACAUCAUGAGAUAGAGCAAGAUUUGAGGCUUUUAAUCAGCUUUGUUCUUGUUUGUAUCUUAAGAUGAAAUAAUCAUCUACAUUAUUUUUGCUUUAUGGUUCCUUUUGUGUAUUUCUUUGCAGAUGCAGGAGCUUUUGAUUUUCUUUUCUUUUGCUUUUUAUCUUUGUUUGUUUUGUUUAUUGUGAAUUUUGGUUGCUCAUGUUUUGCCACUAUUUGUUUUGUAUGGUUUUCCAUGGAAAACUGCUUAUAAUGAGAUGUUGUCUCCCUU